Kogia breviceps (pygmy sperm whale) is the source of this 1224-nucleotide messenger RNA. NCBI's taxonomy places the organism in Eukaryota, Metazoa, Chordata, Mammalia, Artiodactyla, Physeteridae. The record is from RefSeq and is a predicted model, not a curated record.
AUGGUGGACAAGAAGUGGCUGCUAGGACCGGGGCCACUGGAACCGAUGCCCCUGGACAUGACCUGCAAGCCCUGGCACAAAGACAAGUUCCCCUCCAAGUGUUUCACAAAGCACAAGAAGAUGCUCCCGAAGUUCCCCACCUCCCUGGACAGCCGGCGGUGGAUAUUUGUGAAAGAGCUGCUGGACGACUUCCAGAAGGGCUGCCCACCUUGCGAAGAUAUGAUCACUCGCAGCCCUAAGGAGGGCCUCCUCCCCGGGAUUGCUCACAGAGUUUCCCAGCAUGCCCCCGAAAAGAGUCAGAAAAAGCUGCCCGAGGAAGCAGACCUGCUUUCCACGCUCUCGCCAGCCCAGCUAGCACGGAAGGCAUUCGUGGAGAACAUCGAAGCCCACCUGACCAAGCAUCCCUUGGCUCUCCACCCGAAUCUGGAGGAAGGUCUACCUGCAGACCUCUUAUUAAGGGUGCCAGAAGUGCUCGAUCCUGACGGGAAGCUGGAGGACACAUGGGCUUAUCGUCAGGGCCCCAGGAAAAGAACGAAGUCCCCCACAGAGCUUCGCAACAAAACAUCCUGCCAAGGUCUACCCGGAACCUCCAAAGAAGGCUCCACAUCCAGCCAGAAGACUGUCACAUCCAGCCAAGAAGUACCGAAAGCGAUUCGUGAAUCCUUCAAGUGGGUUGCUGCUUUUGGAAACCUGGGCAUUGAUGAAGAGCUCAUCAUGAAACUGUGUGAGGUUGGCUGUGAGUGGCCACCAGCCCAGGAUACAGUCUACAUGAAGAAAGUAACCCAGCUCCCUUCAGAGGGAACAAUAGCCUUGAAAGAUCUCAUUCUACGCAAGGGCUACAGGAUACCAGACAUCCUUGAGAGGCUGUUCCUCAGCAAGGGAUGGAAAUGUGAUUCUGUUCAGACUCCUAUACACAAAGUGAUAAAAAUCAGCCAAAAUGGAGAUGAUGCACGGGAAGAUGUUCAGACAGACUGUGCGGAAAGAUUAAGAGAUGAGAGACAACAAAGGGAGCGAAGACCAAGUUCAAAGCGAGUGAAAGCUGGAGAGGUGGAAAGAGUCACUGAGACUCUGGAGGUGGUGCUCUGCUGUCAGACAAGUGUGAACGUGACCAGAAACAGAAAGAGAAAAGUGGAGAUCACUGGAGUUAAUAAGGUCCAGGAACCCAGUGAAGAGGCUGUCAGAAGUGUCAUUAGUAUGGGUGUCGAAGUCACUGAGGAGAGCUAA